This is a messenger RNA of Ciona intestinalis (vase tunicate), 1284 nucleotides long. The record is from RefSeq and is a predicted model, not a curated record. Lineage: Eukaryota; Metazoa; Chordata; Ascidiacea; Phlebobranchia; Cionidae.
CUAUAAGUGGAGGCUACAGUGCAUAGACAGUUAUCAGUUACUGGGCUAGGCAGUGAAUUGAACGAAUUAUUUGUUAUUUCGAGACUAAUUUAGAACUAUCUAUCAAAAAUGAAGAUAAUUUUUGGAGUUUUGUUGGUUUUGUGUAUCGUUGCGCUUGCAGUGGACGCCAGAGGUGGCCGAGGAGGGCGUCGUGGCGGGGGUGGUCGUGGUAAAGGGCGUGGCGGUGGAAGAGGGCGUGGCGGUGGAAGAGGGCGUGGCAGACCUGCCCCAACCCCUGCCCCAGUAUGCAAAUGGUGUUUCACCUCUGACCGAUGCUACAGCCCUGCUGACACCACACCCAAUGCUGCUUGCGUUGAUUGCUUGACCACAGCUUGCGCUCGCGAUUUACAUGAUCCUUAUGGAAGCAAACUCGGACUUGAUUGUUUUGAACGACAAUGGACUCGAACCUGCUCUGCCCAGUGUGGGGCAUUCAACCAAACUCGAUUCGAUGCUUGCCACGACUGUUUGGAUAUCUGCCAUGAAAAAAUCGGCGACACAUCACCUCCGCCAGUCGUUUGCAAAAGCAACUUUCAAAACCGUAACCCAUGUGUGUCAUGCAAUACACCUACAUCCUGUUAUAACAGCAGUGAACUGUGGAGCAUGCUUGGCGGACAUUGGAGAUGCGCAAGAAGUGUUUACUGGACCUGUUUCCACGGUGGUAUGGUGAACGUUACUACUUGUAUGCAAAGAUGGAGUGAUCCUAACACAGGAUGUGGCUCAGUUCCCAUGCCUGCUGACCUUCAAGCCCGUCUCAAUGCAUGCAACCCAUGCAAAACUGCUUGCAAAACUGUUGGAGCAUGCGUUGCCAACUGCAGCCGCAACGAAGUUUACCCCAAAGUUAUUCCAUGCGCCAUCUGUAACGAGUUCUGUAACGCUACUAACGAGUGCCAGGCUUCAACGUGUGCCCCCUACUGUAACACCUGCAAUGCAUGUUACACUCGAUGCGAAGUUGGCAACUUUGGAUUCGAAAACCCCUGCAACUGUGUGAAUACAGACGGGCCAACUGGAGGUUAUGGACCUGGCAACAGUUACGGUCGUGCCCGUGGGCGUGGUAGACGUAGUGUGCGUGGCGGACCUGGUGGCCGUGGCCGUGGUUAAGAAAAAAGAGAAAGAAUCGGAAAAUUCACUGAUGUUCAACACUGAUAUUGCCUAUUAUUUUUACUUAUUUUAUUAUAUACAUAGUUCACUAAGUACUUUUUAAGUCUGAUACAAAUUGCUGUUAAUAAAAUAAGAGAAUUGCAAAAA